CUAGGGAAUUAUUAUUAAAGCUUAAGUUUUGUAAAAAAGUGCAAUAAAAAAUAAAUUUAUGAAGAACUUUUCUUAAAUUGUUCGAAUAAAUUGAGAAAAAAAUCUGAAAAAAAAUGGAAAAGUUUUUGUGGAUUCCAACAUUAAUUUUAAUUUUAAGUCUAAAAUAUGUGCAUGGAAAUUUUAGAUUAGAAGCUCGCCUGAAACACAACUUAACUCUGACAGAGCGAUUAGAAAUUGAAAAAUCGACAUAUCAUUGGUAUCCAUACCAAAGAAUUGCUUAUCAUGCACUACCAGAUGGAGAACUCCAAGAAUUUUGCUUAGAAGAUCGACCAAGUGCAAUUGAAGAGUUCCCAGAUGGAAUUUGGACUCGUGAGUAUUUAAAAAGAUUAACUGAAUUUUCUAUUUGA
This is a messenger RNA of Clunio marinus, 407 nucleotides long. The record is from the annotation of a GenBank genome assembly. NCBI's taxonomy places the organism in Eukaryota, Metazoa, Arthropoda, Insecta, Diptera, Chironomidae.